Messenger RNA from Fusarium odoratissimum NRRL 54006, 393 nucleotides. RefSeq lists its product as uncharacterized. NCBI's taxonomy places the organism in Eukaryota, Fungi, Ascomycota, Sordariomycetes, Hypocreales, Nectriaceae. The transcript has 3 exons. The record is from RefSeq and is a predicted model, not a curated record. Bases 1 to 393 code for a protein of 130 amino acids.
AUGACCAAAGCAAUCGCAUUUUUGAUGACCCUUCUGGGCACCGCACUCGCUCAGAUCGAUAGAACAUGUAUCGAUAUCGCCUUCAACUCCGAAACAAAUACGUUGUCGGGGAAAUGUCAGCCUCGCGAUAACUCAGGCUACAUCCCUUCCGAGUUGGACCUCAACGACUGUUUCGGAUACGACGGCACCAAAAUUACACCAACUUAUCAUGGAAACUUUGCUGAAAGCUGUCACGGAUGCGAGAUGUUUGUAGCGCCUGAUCCGUGGUAUGGUGGUGCAGAGUACUGGAUUGGGUGCAUCUGUAAGGGACAGAGUGAAAAGGUCGCUGUCCCUCUUGAAGCCGCUGUUGCGCAUGAGUAUGUGUCUAAUAAGGAUGGGCAUUUGCUUUGUUAA